Messenger RNA from Dreissena polymorpha, 512 nucleotides. RefSeq lists its product as uncharacterized. The transcript has 5 exons. The record is from RefSeq and is a predicted model, not a curated record. The coding region runs from base 30 to 512 and encodes 160 amino acids. NCBI's taxonomy places the organism in Eukaryota, Metazoa, Mollusca, Bivalvia, Myida, Dreissenidae.
UUCUUUCGGUGCGUAAAGAACGGAAAAUAAUGUGGUUGUAUAGGCUUGCGCGUGCUUUUAUACUGGCUACAGUAACAGUAAAUGCAAAUUACUUUGUAAGCCAUGAUUCGACGCAUUGGGAUAUGGCAACCUGCAAAUUCGCAGAACCAAAUCUUACUUACGUGGACGAAAGUUAUCAUGUCGACAAAACUAUUGCGGCACAGAUAGACGAUACUGAUGUUUGGAUCGGAUAUCAGCUCGCAAAGAUGCCGUUUCUAUUCUUAGGUUGUGGAAGAUGGAAUACCAUUACAACAUACAAUAUCAAGAUUAUUGGUGAUUGUUUCCACCUGUGUGAUGGUGGAACAUUCGGAAUAAAACCCACCAGUGGAGAAGAUAUUCUAUCUAUUGCAUACAAGGAGUGUAGAUGCGUAGCAUCUCCUGAUCUUGUCAAUUGGAAUCAAUAUGGUUUGUGUGACAGAAGAGAUAAUUUUGCAAUUUUCAGUCCAAUUAAUGAGUGUAAGCAGUACCACUGA